This is a messenger RNA of Linum trigynum, 3831 nucleotides long. The record is from the annotation of a GenBank genome assembly. NCBI's taxonomy places the organism in Eukaryota, Viridiplantae, Streptophyta, Magnoliopsida, Malpighiales, Linaceae.
CAUAACUCAGGUGGUUCAUGUAAAAAAUAUGAAGAUCAUAACAAUAUUUAUGUCAUAACAUGAAAGAAUGAAGACCCCUUCUACCAAGUUCGAACAUCUGAAAAAACUAUGGAAUUCUAGUAUGAAGUGAAAGCACAACCGGCUAGAGCAAAAUAAUCCUUAUAAUUCUCCUGCUCGCACCCCUGUCUUGACAUUGGUGUUGGUAACCCUUCAACUUAGUACGAUUUAACACAUUUACCUUGUGCUUCAUGUAUCAGAAGAGGGUUAUUCAACGGUUCCUUCUUGGUGUUAUGAAAUAUCAAAUCCUACUUUUUUGUUUUUGUUUUCAUGGAAGUAGUUGAGUCUACUGAGUUUGCAGUUUUGUGCAAUUCCAUGCACUAACAUACGUUGAAAGGGAUUCACUAAGCUGACAGAGCACGAUGUUCGCUUACUAGUUGUAGGCAAUGGGGUUGUAUAAAGUGUUUGAUAGAAACUCUUUAAAUCAAUGGUGAAGAAUGGAGCAAGGAAGAAGAUAUAACAAAUGAAAUAAAAAAAUACGAAAUAGAGACUCGGGGAACGAAAGAUAAUCCGCUCAUACUCAAUGUAAAAAUGAAAAGUGAUUUUGAAAAAUAUAAAAAAACAAUUUUGUAAAUAUGGUAAAGAAAUGUUGGUACGCGCAACAAAUUUGCUAGUAGCGUAUAGUACACAUGAUUUACAAUGAACCCCUUCAUCACCCACUUCUCAAAAUAAUAUCUUCGCGAGCGUAGUUCUCGACUUGAACUUAAUGAUACCUCUUAAUCGGUAACAAAACUCAGGUGUUUCGUGUAAAAAAGUAUGAAGAUCAUAACAAUAUUUCUAUCAUAACAGGAAAGAAUGGAGAACCCUUAUAUCAAGUUCAUACAUCUAAGAAUCCCCAAAAUUCUAACAUGAAGUGAAAGCAUAGCUGACUAGAGCAAUAUCCCAAAAGAUCAUUAACAGAACAAAAAAGCUACAAAAAAAAAAUACAUCCUUAUAAUUCUCCUGUCUUUUAAAAUAUUUUAUUUGCCUAAAAAGACAUGGUAAUCACUAAUCAGUGGUUGUAGUGGGCAUUCAACAAGGUGUCACCUCUUUAAAUAAACUCAUUUCAAUCCACAAGACAGACAACGAAUCUUAAGUACACAUAUCCCUAAUGCUCCUGCUGAAGAUUUCAGAAUCUGGGGUCACGAGAAGUCAGGUAUCUAUACAGUGAAAUCGACCUACCAUUUUUGGAGGAAUAGACAGGAAUUGGAGUAGGGCGAGCUAUAUACCUCAAUUAACUGGGCACGCUUCCGAGACCUCCCAAUCCCACCAAAAGUGAAGUUCUUUGGCUAGAAAUGGAUACGUAAUAUUAUUACCACAGGGGCGAACAUCCUAGACAGAACAAAGAGAGGUGUGAUGAAUGCCCUUUCUACGGGCAGACGGAACCCAACCCCACCUCUUUCAAUAAUGUGGCUGGGUUCGUCGUGUGUGGAGACCUAGUUUGCUAAAUCAUCUUUUCGAGAAAGGAGCAGAUCUUACUAGUGAGGAAUGGAUGGUCUCAUUGCAAGAAUCAAAAAACGGGUGAAGCAAUUGGGCAAUUCCUGGUAGCAUUGUGGUUCUUCUGGAAUGAGAGGAACAAUCAUUUGUGGAAUAAGAAGAAAAUGGAGGAAUAUGAGAUAAUGAACAAAGUAGAUAGAUGGUUGGGAGAAUACCUGGAACACCAAUCCCAACCGGAGACGUCAUCGAGCAGACAGGUGCUGAGGUGGGAACCUCCUCUCUCCGGAAAUUUCAAGAUCAAUGUCGAUGUUGCAUGUUUAGAAGAGGAAGGAACGGGCUUUGGAGUGCUGGUUAGGGAUCACAAUAGCAAUUUUUACUGUGCAUCCAUUCAAUGCAAAUAAAAGCGCGAUUCUACCUAGAAGCGGAAAAUGGGUAAAAUCGUAAAACGUAGAAUCAAAGCGUAAAAUCGUAAGUUUUUGACACACCCUCUAAAAUAGAUUAAGUACAACAUAUAAUAUGUAAAAUGUGAGUGUGUAGAUUUUAGAUAAGUGGAUAACUACAUGAAAUUCAUAAUUAAAAUGUAAUAUCUAACACAUAAACUAAUUUGUGUUGACUCAAAAGUAGAGAAAACUCAUUGCAUCUUAAUAAUAAGCUCAAAAACGUAGAUCGUAACACGUAAACGAGCAUGAGAAUCCAAAUUCUCAUAAGCUCGUUUGAGUUUACAUAAUUACAUACGAUCAGUUACCCAUAAAGUUUCAUCGUAACCUAGGAAAGAGCCACAUGUGAAGAUUAAGGGAGAAGACUGAUAAAAGAUCAACGGCUGUUGAGAAUACCAUUAGGUGUCUUUUCAACCUAAUGUGAAGCCUCUUAUUUCGACACUAGUUGUAGAAAGAGUGAUGAAUCAUGUUUUCCUUUUUUUAUUUUUUACUGAUAUGUCUCAAAAAUUACAUAAUUUUUUGCCAAUUAGCACAUUUUAAUGAGAUGAUCAAAAUCGUAUAAAAAUGCUUCAGAAUCGCGAUUUUACCGAUUUUAUCGUUUUUACCAGUUUUUGUGACUAAGCGAUUUUAGGUAGAAACUGAAACAUAUUGGUGGCCUGGAUACGUAAAAACGUAAGUUUUUAUGUUUUAAUGCGCGAUUUUGACUGCACUGCAUCCAUUCGAAGAACUCGAAUCCAAUGGAAACCCGAGAUGGCCGAGAUCAAGGCUGUCAAUUUUGGGAUUGAAAUGACAGAAAGAUGGGGAGUAAUGGAAGGAGUGGUGGAGUCUGAUUGUCUUCGUGUAGUUCAGCAGGUGCUAAAAGAGGAUAAUGGAAUGACAAGUACAAUGUUCUCAUAUGUUGUACAUAAUCCACCAGCGAAUUUAUUUACACAUUUAUCUGUACAAAAUUUGGUUUAGUGAUACCAUAGUCAGUCAUCAACUACUUUAUGUGUGUUUUUACGUUUGUAUCAUACAUGGAGUAUUUGGUUUAAUUAUGUGUUGGUGUUGUGGCUUGGUGCAAAUAAUGAUUUACAUUGCGCAAAAAAAUGUUGCUACUGAUGUGAAGUGGUGAAGGAUUGUGAGUCUUCUCCAUGCAAUAGGUAGGGAGACGAGAUACUGUCACAACCCCAAAAGGAUUGUCAUUUUGACAAUCUCCUCUGCCCCAAGAAGAUUUUUUGGGUAUUGAGACUUUUUUGUAUUAAUUGUACUUUGGGAAUUAAAACAAAUACUAAUUGUAUGACUUUUUUAAUUUAAAUCUUAUAUUAAUUACAUUUUUUCUCCUUGCCUAACACAAUCCCUUUUCCAGCACCGUCUUUUGUCUUCCGACAAUUUUUUUUUUUUAAACAUAUUCUUCUGGUGGACUUCCUCUGCCCGACUCCCUCCGACCACAUAGGAAAAAAAACCCACUGCAUACACUUUGAGAAGGUACCAUUGUUGAAUAAAAAAGGACAAUUGUUGAACAAAAAAAUAUAAUUAUGCUAAAUAAACACAACUCAGAAAAAAGCAAGGUUCAUGAAACCGUACCGGAGGUUAUACCGAAAAAGUGAACUGUAGGGUAUUUUGUACUAAAACCGUGGUAUAACUGUGUUUGAACUAUUUCCUACCGAUAAAACAGCCUAACAUUUUGGGUCUGGUAUCUGGCAUUUCCAGUCUGACCGACGGUACGGUAGGGUUGCCUAAACCUUGGAAAAAGGAUACCACUACUGAAUAAAAAAGUAUAAUUUCAUUAAAAUAAAUGUAUUACUACACUAAAAAAUUAUCACUGAUCCAAUUAUUGGACCACUAGAAAAAGUAUGAUCAUAUUUAAAUAUAUCAUUCCAUUAAGAAGAGGUACUACCUGAAAAAUAGUACCACUUUGAAAUAAUGAAGGGGCAAAGGAGGU